Messenger RNA from Drosophila serrata, 2008 nucleotides. It is a transcript of the gene Mal-A5, whose product is annotated as Maltase A5. The record is from RefSeq and is a predicted model, not a curated record. NCBI's taxonomy places the organism in Eukaryota, Metazoa, Arthropoda, Insecta, Diptera, Drosophilidae. Gene Ontology annotation, biological process: carbohydrate metabolic process.
CGUCUGCUCCGAUCGGUACUUAGACUAAUCGGUCUGAUUAACUUAAACGAUGAUUAAGCAUCGCCUGGCGGCUUUAUUUGUGGUGCUGCUGCAGUUCCUUUGUCCAGCUUGGAGCCAGCCCUUUCCCAACUACCAUGCGGAGUUCGUGGACAUCGAAGAAAAGGGCACGGAUCUCAAGUGGUGGCAGACCGGCGCCUUCUACCAGAUCUAUCCAAGGUCAUUUAAAGACAGCAACGGCGAUGGCGUGGGCGAUCUGAAUGGAAUUGCGGCGCAACUGCCCUACCUCAAGGAAAUAGGCAUCACGGCCACUUGGCUGUCGCCCAUAUUCACCUCACCAAUGGCCGAUUUCGGCUACGACAUUGCCAAUUUCACGGAAAUUGCGCCGAUCUUUGGUUCCAUGGCCGACUUUGAGAACCUAAUGGUGGUGGCUAAGAAGCUGGACAUUAAGAUUAUCCUGGACUUUGUGCCCAACCAUUCGAGUGACGAGUGCGAGUGGUUCCGACGAUCGGCGGCAGGGGAUCCGGAGUAUAAGGAUUACUAUGUGUGGCAUCCUGGUCAUAUGGAGAAUGGCAACCGCCGUCCUCCAUCCAAUUGGAUAAGUGUCUUCCGGGGCAGCGCCUGGCAGUGGCACGAGGGUCGUCAGGAGUACUACCUGCAUCAGUUUGUGAAGAAGCAGCCGGAUUUGAACUAUCGCAAUCCGAAAGUGCGAGAGGCCAUGAAUAACGUUCUGCGCUUUUGGCUGGCCAAGGGUGUCUCUGGCUUUCGCAUUGAUGCAGUGCCCCAUGUCUUCGAGAUCGGACCGGAUGCACAUAACCAGUAUCGCGACGAACCGCGCAAUGAUUGGAACAAUGACCCCGAGGACUACGGCUAUCUGCAGCACAUCUACACCGUGGAUCAGCCGGAGACCAUUGACCUGGUCUACUCUUGGCGAGCCGUGCUGGAUGCCUUUCAGCGGGAGAACGGCGGCGAGGAGCGCAUCUUGAUGGCUGAGACCUAUUCCCCCAUUGACAUCGUGAUGCGUUACUAUGGCAACGCGACUGCAGAGGGAGCCCAGCUGCCGUUUAACUUUCUGCUGAUUAGCGAAAUCUCCAACUCGUCGAAUGCCCACGCCUACGAGGACACAAUCCAAAAGUGGCUCCAGAACAUGCCCAAGGGACGGAUCGCCAACUGGGUGCUGGGAAACCACGACAAGCCUCGAGUCGGCUCUCGAUUGGGUACAGAUCGUGUGGACAUGCUCAACAUGCUCACCAGCACUCUACCCGGUGCCAGUGUUACCUACCAGGGUGAGGAGCUGGGCAUGACCGAUGUUUGGAUUUCGUGGAAGGACACCGUGGAUCCCUCCGCCUGCAAUACCAACCCCAAGAUAUACGAGCAGUAUUCCCGUGAUCCGGAACGCACGCCCUUUCAGUGGAGCGACGCCCAGGAUGCCGGGUUUAGUAAUGCCAGCAAGACCUGGCUGCCCAUUGCCUUGGACUACAAGCAGGUCAAUGUAGAGCUGGAGCGGCAGAAGCCUCUGAGCCACCUGAACGUCUUCAAGCAACUGUGGCAAUUGAGACGGCAAUCUCGGACCCUCCAGAGGGGUGAAACCGAAGUGAAGGCUCUCAGCGAUUCAGUGCUAGCUGUGAAACGUUCCCUUGAGCAUGAGUCAACCCUCCUGACCUUGAUUAACAUCUUCGAUGGAGUGGAGACUAUAAAUUUGCAGCAGACUUUCAAGAAUUUGCCGCCUCAGCUCAAGGUUGUGCUGGUCACGGAACGAUCUCACUUCAAAGUGGGCGAUCUCAUUAAUUCUACCUCGCUGCAAUUGCAGCCCAAGGACUCGCUGAUCCUGGAGGCUACUUCGUCCUACUACGGUUACGCCACCAACGGAGAGUUCCGCUUGCUUCCCGUUCUCGGUGUUUAUCUCUGGCUGGCUCAAGUGGCGCUCUAUUUGAGCAGUCGUUGAGUCUCCACCCUAGUUAUUAGUGGAAAAUAAAGGCACUCGACGUUAUCGUCGAAAAGAUCUCUGUGA